CGCCGGCGCCUCAGUCGAGCGACGUUCGCGGACUGCGUCGUACUUGUUCUCGAGUCUUUCCCGUCAUCGAGCGUCAUCACCGUCGCGUCGACGGGCUUCGUCGUCGUUGUCGCCGUCGUGCUUGCGUUUCCCCAAAGAGGAGUGUCCAUUCUCUCUUUGUUUACGGCGCCAUUACGCGUACCUAUCGUAAGUCUGUGCGAAUCGAUCGGACCGAGGAUGGACCGUUCCUCUUCCGACAACGACCAGUUAUAAAUCGAUCCAGCAUCGAUAUUUAUCUCCUUCUUCCUUGAGCAAUAAAGCCCGACGAUCGUCGAGCAAAAAGGACGAAGCGAGGAAAGCGAAGGGAAGCGCGCAGCAGUCUCGAGAGCUCACAGGGCGUAGGACGAGGCCACCGUAGUCGCCGUCGCCGUCGUAAAAAGAAAGGACGCUUUCGGAUAGAAUGCAGCGAGAGGAAAGGCAACGUCGGCCUGGGAGAACGAGGCGAUGAGAGCUCUGAAUGGAGUCCGAGGAAGCUUCGGAGCCCCCUGGGGCUCGAACAUACGUGCCAUCGUCAGGGCUCGAGCGGGCAGCUCGGCGCGAAAUCUCGACCUGAUUCGCGAAUUCUCUACGCGAACGUGAGCCAAAGAAGAUAAAAGAAAAGGUGGAUAUAUCGCGGUGUUCGAAUCGAUUCGAAUCCGAGUAAAAAUAUAGAGAAUAAGCGGACGGGAUAAGCCUAUUAUACGUAGAUACAUAGAUAGAAAAAUUAACGCAUAAUAAAACGGCCUUAGAAAGUGUUUUCCUUUCGCUGACAACGACGCUGGCUAAGGACGCGGUAAGAAUUGAAUUAAUAUGACGUCGGACGCGUGUACGGAUCUUGUUGUUUCGUUGAUCGAUGAAUACGCAGCCGUGUGGGAACGAGCAAGUCGUAGAGAAGAAAAGCAACGACGCGCCUCGCACCGGAAGAACAGGUAAUGCCUGUAAGAUGUUCGAAUCUCUUUCUCGUAACAAUUGGAAUUUGUCCUCGCGUAACGGGAUCAUAGCGGAGCCGACGUAAGGAGGUUUACGAUUUAAAAGUACUAGUAAAUCGAAUAAAGAACGCACGCGAUAAAGAAAAGAAAAGUAAGAAGGAAGAUGGCAGCGCCGGUGAUAGAGAAGAAGCGAUUCUUUUGUCGCGAGUGGGCGUUCAUGAAACUGUCCCAUUGUUUGGAACAACGGCCCGCAUCGAAGACCUGUGGGGCGUUGAUCGUCGGUGGCCCAGGAAGCGGAAAGACUGCCCUCUGUGCCGAACUGGCAUGGCCCUCGAACGGCUCGAACGCGAGGCAUCAGAGAGCUUUGAAUCGGCGUCUUCUGGCGAGGCACUUUUGCCAAGCCAGAAGCGAGGCGUCUCUUUCGCCAGCCCAGUUCGUUAGAUCUCUGGUGGCACAAUUACUUCAGGCUAGUUCCGACGGUAUUCGUCGCGCGACACCGGACUCCCCGACGACGGUGAACGCGACGAAUCUGACGACGGCGACGGCUGCGACAACGACGGCUGCGACUACGACGACGAACAACCCGACAGCGAACCCGACGGCGGCGACGACGACGACGACGACGACGACGACGACGACGACGGCGAUAGUCUUAACUUCGAAAGAGGCUGUAGCCGAGGCCUAUGCCGAAAAACUGAGAACGGAUCCGGAGAUUCAGGCCGCUUUGGAACCCGACGUCCUCGAUCGUGACCCGGACGACGCGUUGAAGAAGGCGCUGCUCUUCCCUCUUCUGGAGGUGGAACCUCCGAAAAGUUGUCUCUUCCUCCUGGUGGACUCCAUCGACGAGGGUCAAACGCUCAAUCCUCCUCAGACCGGUACCAGAGAUUCGAGAAGAGAGAACGACAACGUCAGUCGUACGAUCGCCGAACUCCUUGCCAACCAUCAUCACCUAUUCCCGCAGUGGCUUCUUCUAGUUUGUACAGCGCGACGUCAGAGCAAGACCAUCUCGCGUAUGUUCACCGGAUUCCGUAAGAUAUCUUUGGACGAUUUGAGAAAGUCUCAGGUGGUCAGGGACGUCCAGCAGUAUAUACUCGAACGUUUGGAUCAAGAGGAUACUCUCAGGUGGGUGGGUGCCGCCUUCGGCAGGCAACACAUUUCUCGCGAUACAGCGGAGAUGCUGAAUCAGCUACACAUCAAAAGCAACGGCUGCUUCUUGUACCUGGAAAAAGUGUUGGACGGUGUGGCCGAGAACUUUAUCGUCCUUCGAGAAGUUCGAGAGAUACCGGGAACGUUAAACGGUCUUUAUCUCUGGUUGUGUCAGAGACUCUUUAGUAGGAAACAGUUUGCCAAGGUGCAACCCCUGUUGAACGUCAUUCUUGCUGCAAAAUUGCCCAUCACGCAAGAGAUACUUUACAAAUGCGUAAGAACGGCGUGCGCCAACAUCACCGUCGAAGACUUCAAUCGUCGCUUGCAUCUUUUACGAAGAGUCAUAUCGGUGUCUCGGGCCGGCGCUUUGAUGCUCUUCCAUCAUAGUUUCGCGGAAUGGCUGUUGGACGUGAAACACUGCACCCAAAAGUAUCUUUGCUCGGCCGUCGAGGGUCACGCCAUGCUGGCGGGCUACUACACGCUUGGUGGACCUGAACUUAACCCAGACGAGAUUUGCGUGUUGGGACAACACCUGCAGCGGGCGAUAACGAACGCGUCGACGAGCUACUGUACUCUCGACGUUCACACCCUUCAAGUGCUCUGGAUGAUGGGUACCGGUGCACCCGUCGAGGAAUGCUACUUGGAUAGUUCGGAGUGCAUAUUAUGGCCGCGGCAAGAAGUUAAACUUUUGAGACUUCUCAUAGACGCGGGCGCUAAAUUAUCGGAAAAGGUCGUCGAGGACGAUGCCAGUAAGGACGCCGUUUCUUCUAGUCAGGUCUCGCAAGACGCGAGCCCCAUGGACGAAUCCCCGAGUGAACCAUUAACCGAGUUACUCGGCGAGAGCGGUGACAUCAAUCAAACGGACUCUUGCGGUAGAACAGUAUUGCACACGCUCGCUGCGGAUGGCAAUGCGUCCUUGUUAGAACUCGCUCUUGCAGCUUGUCCGCAUGCAAAAUUGGAAGGCACCGAUCGUCACGGACAAACGCCACUGAAUUUAGCUGCCAGACACGGUUACGCGGACGUCGUACGGGUUCUUUUAGCCGCAGGCGCGAACGCGGACCAUGCCGAUUGCGAUGGUUGGACUGCCUUGAGAGCCGCCGCAUGGGGUGGGCACACUCAGGUGGUAGAACAGCUCUUGGAGUAUGGCGCGAUGGUCGAUUGUGCCGACUGGGAUCAAAGGACGGCGCUGAGAGCUGCAGCCUGGGGCGGCCACGAAGAUAUCGUGAAGGCUUUGCUGCAGCACGGUGCCGAUGUCAAUAGGACGGACGACGAAGGUAGAACCGCCUUGAUAGCUGCGGCUUACAUGGGUCAUAGCGAGAUAGUGGAACAUCUUCUCGACUUUGGCGCGAAAAUUGAUCAUGCGGACAGCGACGGGAGAACGGCACUGAGCGUUGCAGCCCUGUGCGUUCCAUCCAACCACGGUUAUGCCAAAGUCGUUACGAUACUUUUAGAAAGAGGAGCCGCGGUAGAUCAUCAAGACAAGGAUGGUAUGACGCCGCUAUUGGUGGCUGCCUUCGAAGGUCAUAGAGACGUGUGCGAAUUGCUUCUGGAAUACGAAGCAGACGUGGAUCAUUGCGAUGCGACGGGAAGGACGCCUCUUUGGGCUGCAGCCAGCAUGGGUCACGGAUCAGUCGUUGCUUUGUUAUUAUUCUGGGGCUGUUACGUAGAUAGUAUAGACAACGAAGGUAGAACUGUACUCAGCGUUGCUGCCGCGCAAGGCGAUACGGACGUUGUCAAACAAUUACUCGAUAGAGGCCUCGACGAACAGCACAGAGACAAUUCUGGAUGGACCCCGUUGCAUUACGCAGCCUUCGAAGGUCACAUAGACGUUUGCGAGGCAUUGCUAGAGGCCGGGGCAAAGAUCGACGAAGCCGAUAACGACGGAAAAGGUGCUCUGAUGCUUGCCGCGCAAGAAGGACACGCUACGUUAGUCGAGAGGCUCUUGGUGCACCACGGCGCGCCCAUCGAUCAACACGCUCACGAUGGAAAAACUGCAUUGAGACUCGCGGCCCUAGAGGGACAUUACGACACCGUUAGAAUACUGUUGGGCCACAAAGCGGACGUAAAUGCGAAAGAUGCCGACGGCAGGAGCACUUUGUAUAUUCUUGCUUUGGAAAAUAGAUUAGCGAUGGCACGUUUUCUGUUAGAACACGCACCCGCUGAUGUCGAAGGUAGAGAUUCCGAAGGCAGAACUCCUUUGCAUGUAAGUGCUUGGCAAGGACACGUAGAGAUGGUUGCUUUAUUGUUGACGAAAGGAGGUGCGAGCGUGAACGCGUGUGACAACGAAAACAGAACGCCUCUUCACUCUGCGGCAUGGCAAGGGCAUGCAGCGAUCGUCAGACUACUGUUGGAACACGGGGCAACACCCGACCAUACUUGCAAUCAAGGUGCAACGGCUUUAGGUAUUGCCGCACAAGAAGGACACGAACACUGUGUUCGAGCCCUUCUAAAUCAUGGUGCUGACCCAAGUCAUUCGGACCACUGUGGUAGAAAUGCGAUCAAAGUUGCGGCUAAAAGCGGUCACGAUACGGUAGUAAGAUUACUCGAAGAACAUGCUGCGAAUCAGCGAAGCUUAAAACCUACGAUCAAUGGAGGCGGUGGUGGUAGUAGUAGCGCGACUUCAAUAACAUCAAAUUCGACCGCCGAAACAAAACCCUCCUCGGCGAUCUUAAAUCCUCUUUCAACGCAAUAUAGCCCAGCGGAAUCGCCAGAUUCUACGAAAAGAAGAAGCUGUGUUUCUUUGGGUAAUAAUUCGAGCAACAGCAAGUCGAGCAGCAAUUUGACGGGAAGCACUAAGAGUGAUCAAGGAAAAUUCAAUCAAAACUCUAUGGCCAAUCAAGUGAUUAAGACGCCACUAUCUUUCACCCAACAACUUCAACAAUGUUCAAGAGGAGCUAAAAGUCGACCACUGAGCAAAUUAUUGUCACCCUUAAAAAGUGAACCACAAAGUCCAAUUUACGCAUCACCACCUCACUCUCCGUUAAGCGAUAGUCUUAUACCUUACUCCCCCACAAACACGAGUCCACCUAGUGCACAAAUAGCGGCAAACGUAAUACAGAGUCAACUCGGUGUAUCGUUGUUAACAGGAAAUCAAAACUUACCGUAUAAAUCGCAAAUUGGUGCAUGCAAUCAUCAUACACCUGCAAUUUACGAGCCCAUAAAUAUAAAAACAGAAAUUAUCGAUAAAAAUGACAUAACUAAACCGUUCGAGUUAACGAACGAAAUGUUAGGUUUGAAUAUUGGAAAAGAUAAAAAAAAUAGUAUCGAGGAGAGAAGAACCUGUGCUGAUACACACUUUACUCGAGAUACUCACAUGAGAAUCAUUCUCGGAAACAGUGGAGCUGGCGUUGGUAGGAACGUAAAACAUACAACAGAACAUACACCUGGAAGUAUAAGUAAUAUAAAGCCAAAGCGCAACGGUUUAGUUUCUAAUCCAGCCAUGAGAUUAGUAGCAGGUGUUAGAAAUGGAAUUGAAAAUGCAACGAAUAGAAAUAAACCGAUCACUACACGUGUAAACGGAUUUCAAUGGAAAGCAGAAGCUCGUAAAGAAACUCCUUUGUAGGGAAAGGUUGCGCAAAAACCAACACCUCGAAGGAACUCUACGAAUCGCUAUUGUGGGUGGCGUAUUCUCAUUACCAAGAAGCGAAAGUCAAUACAUAAAUUUUUCUCCUUUUAUUUGAGCAAAAUCAAAUUACCUCAAAUAAAGAAGUGAAAGAAAG
This is a messenger RNA of Vespula pensylvanica (western yellowjacket), 5812 nucleotides long. RefSeq names its product ankyrin repeat domain-containing protein 50-like. The transcript is spliced from 16 exons. NCBI's taxonomy places the organism in Eukaryota, Metazoa, Arthropoda, Insecta, Hymenoptera, Vespidae. Bases 1111 to 5655 code for a protein of 1514 amino acids. The record is from RefSeq and is a predicted model, not a curated record. Gene Ontology annotation, molecular function: protein binding.